GACAGUAGUACAUCGGCGACAGUAUCGACUCUAUUACAGGAGGACCACUGUUGUCAGUCUCUGAGGCGGACUGCUGUUGUUCAGAGUCCCGUAAACUGACCCUGUACCUUACCGCCGGUGCAUCUCUGAAAAUAUCCAGAAUAUUGUUUUUGAGGAGCAAGACCAUUUCCGUUUUCAAAAGCAACAUAGUCUGCGGGUCGUGAAGUCGGUUGUGUCAGCCCCUUUUUCCCAGGGACGCACAAAAGACGCACUCCCAAGUCCACCUGGAUAGCUGAACAAAGCCGUCCGGUCCGGUUCGAGGUCCAGUGGGGAGAGACGGUGAGGAGAAAUUAGCGCGGGAGGCAAGUGCAAGAAACGGAGAAGACAGGAUGAAUCUCAAGAGUCAUCUGAUUUUCACCCUCUACACUAUUUAUGGGAUUCUUCUGAAAGUGAUGGCUUCAAAAGGCAAAGUUCGAGGCAUCAGUGGUCAGUACCCUCUGGUUCAGAAUGUGACGGUGACAGAGGGUGGGACGGCGAACCUGACCUGCCGUGUGGAGUACAAUGACAACACCUCCCUCCAGUGGUCAAACCCGGCACAGCAGACCCUCUUUUUCGGGGACAAGAAAGCUUUAAGGGACAACAGGAUUGAGCUGGUGCGUGCAUCAUGGUCGGAGCUGACCAUCAGCAUCAGUGAUGUCACACUGUCUGAUGAAGGCAUGUACACCUGUUCUCUCUUCACCAUGCCUGUCAGAACAGCCAAGGCCUACCUGACUGUUCUAGGUGUACCAGAGAAGCCAGAGAUCGAUGGCUUGACAAAGCCUGCCAUGGAGGGUGACCACAUCACUCUGACCUGCAUCACUCAGGGCAGCAAGCCCGCCGCUGAUCUGCGCUGGUUCAGGAAUGAGAAGGAGGUCAAAGGUGCCAAAGAGGUGAAUGCAAGUGGGAAGACAUUUACAGUACGGAGCUCUCUGCAGCUGUACGUGGACAGAGAUGAUGAUGGAGUGGCCUACACCUGCAGAGUGGACCAUGUGGCACUCACACAGACACCACAGCAGGCCACUGAAGUACUGGAGGUCCACUAUGCUCCUCGUGUGGAGAUCAUCCACUCCCUUGCAAUACCUCAGGAGGGUCAGUACUUAAAGCUGGAGUGUGUGUCCAAAGGAAACCCUUCGCCAGAUCCUGUGAUGUGGACAAAGGACGGGGGUGAACUUCCUGACCUUGACAGGAUGAUUGUAGAGGGGAGGGAGCUCACCUUUACUUCACUCAACAAGACAGACAAUGGCACCUACCGCUGUGAAGCCAGCAACCACCUGGGGACCAGCAGUGCUGAAUAUGUACUCUACGUCUAUGACGCCCCCACCACCAUGCCUCCAUCCACCACUCCCCCCCUACAUCCCAUCCCUCCAGAUCCUACUGAACUAUUAGGCACCCACGCCUCAGACCCCACAGUCACUGGCAACAGAGAUCCCAACGCUCUGGGGCAGCACGGCACUGACCAUGCUUUGAUCGGAGGAGUGGUGGCCGUAGUGGUCUUUGUCACCUUGUGUUUAAUCAUUGUUCUGGGAAGAUACCUGGCCAGGCAUAAAGGAACAUACUUGACAAAUGAAGCCAAAGGAGCAGACGACGCGCCUGACGCCGACACAGCCAUCAUCAAUGCUGAGGGCAACCAUGCACACGCAGAAGAAAAGAAAGAAUACUUCAUUUAGACUGCAGAGGGAGCUAUGCAGCUCUCUCCCUCCCCUUUUCCUCUUUCAGUCUCUGUAUCCCUUUUUCUCACUUUCUGUCUCCUCCUUUUCUUCUCCACCUCUGACCAGUGCCCCUGUCCUGACCACGAGGAACCCGCAGGCAGUCUACAGGAAGGGAAAGUUCCCCAAUCGUUUUCCUGUUAUUGCCUUUUGUUGAGCCUAUUUCUAUCAUUUACAUCUUGUCCUUUAUCUUUUUUUGUUGUUUUUUUUUUUUCUUUUUGGCAGCCAGUUUUCACAGGCAGCUUGCCAAUGCUGUUGAAGUGGUACCCUUUGUCAUAUUUUUCCUCAUCUUUGACAUGAAUUCCUGGAGAUCUGUGUAUCUAUCAUGACUGCUUCUUACAUUGCCCCUUGUUCGUCUUCUCUGCUGCAUCCCUCCAAGCAGACACCCAAACACAUACGAUAUCCCCUUUGUUCACACACAUCCACAAACACAUAUCAUACUUCACAUCAACACGGUGCCUAAAAAAUACAGACGCCAUUGAACUUCUGUCAAUGCCUUCAUGUAUCGUCUGUCAGUAGCAAUGUAAAUGCUUUGUAGAUGGUUAACUGGACCAUCAUUUCAUUGCUUAGCUCACAGUUUCUGAUUAUGCAUUGCAUCUUUUUUAUUUGAAUGAAGAUCUGUGCUGUUUACGCCUUAUACAUGUCUAUCACACUGAAUAUGGUACUUUUAGAUGCUCCACCUCCCCCAACCCCAUCCCUCCAAAUAGACUUGUAAUUAAACAGUUGACCGAUUGUAAGAUAAGAAGAAGGUUUUGUGUAACACUGUAGCAAGGUUUGUCAGACAAGUGUAUAAUAUGAUUUUCGUUAUUAGGGUAAGGGUGAUAAAGGGUAGUGUGGGGUAUUGUUUAUAGCAGAGAAUACACACCAAAAAUAAAUGAAAGAUGCUACAGGAAGCAUUGCAUCAAAUGAACUCAAUCAGUUAUAUAAAACCAUUUGCUAAAUCUGCUGUCCCUAUGUACUUUUGUCUGUAUAUUCCUGCACUGUCCAGGCUGCAGUUUAGCGAAACACCAACACCUUCAGUGUCCUCUUAAAAGCUUACAGUAGUUUGUUAUUCACAUAAAGGGAUCAGGUGUACAGAAAGAGUCAAUCUUCAAAAGCUGUAUAAAUUGUAUUGAAGUGAGUUUAGUUUUUCAGUUUGAAGAAUUUUGUUUAUCUUUAUGUCACAUUGAAAUAAUUUUAAGGCUGAAGGACCUUGUGAAAUGUAAAAUGAACCAUUAAGGAGCUAAAAACAAGUACACAAUUACAGUAUGUACAGGAAUUUUAGUAUUACAUUAAUUUCCCUCGCUCUCUCAGUAAUGUAUUUUUUGGUGAUAACUCUUAGAAGCUUGAGGUCCAGGCAGCUUUCCAUAGUGGUUUGGGUACAAAUUUCUGCUCAUUUACUGGCUCAUAGAAAUCAUAUUAUUACUCAAUAUAAAUAGUAGUAACGUCAGUUUGAUUAAAAUCACAUUUUUUUCUUUGUAUCGUCACCUAUAAAUUUCUGUUUAACUUGUUUAUAAUAAUUUAGUUAAACUGUAGAUAUCACCAACACAUCGCACACGCCCACCUCUUAAACUUCAUAACCACUCUUCUCAGUUCAAUUUGCUCUCCAUGAACUGAAUUUUGAUUUCCAUUUCAUGGGGUCUUCAAGCAAAAAAAAAAAAAAAGAAAAGAAAGAAAGAAAGACAAAAAAGGACAUAGUGUUUGAGUACUGGGCCAUAGGUCUGCAGGAACCUCCUUUCCAAAACUAAAAGCUGAAGACAAAUAGAGAAGCACAAAAAUGCCUGAAUGAGUAUCUGUAUUCCUUUGCCAACAGCUAGAUCACCUUGGGAAUGGUUCCUCUAUUCAAAUGGGUAGUGGAAAGAUGACAAGGCUGUCUCUGAUUUAAGUCUGGAAAAAAAAAAAAAAGAUACAGUUCAUCUUUUUGAAAAUGUAAGCUGAAUCGUGUUUUUUAUAAAAAAAAAUGUUUCUAAUAUUUUUAGUUUAAAUGGUUCUAAGCUCCCUGCUGUAUAUUGUGUCUGCUAAAAUGUGGUUGAUUGUGAAAAUUGCUGUUAAAUUCUGGAUUCCCGUAUUCCUUCAAAUUUGUAUAUUAGCCACCUUAUCUAUUUACUUUUUGAUUUUUCAUUUCAUAAUCCUUAUUAGAAAUCUUUUAAACAAAUGUAUUUUGUUUUGGCACAAGGCAUGUAUAUAAUGUGUGAGAACUAAACUUUGGUAAUGCACAUUAGCAUGUUUUUGGUUGUUUAUCAUUCUUAAUUUAUUUGAACUGAGGUUAUUUAGGAGAGAAACCACAAAGAAAGUAUAUUUGUAACUUAAAAUUGGAGAAUAGUGGCUUCUUGUGUUUGUGGUGUGCUCUUAGGUUUUACAGAUCUAAAGGACUUGGUGUUAUAGAAAAUAUGAUUAUCAAAAUCGAAAAAAAUUCAAAAUCCAAUGAAACUAAUGUGGAAAAAAAAUUACGGUGUCCUGUGCAAUGGCCUUUUGUCCACAGAAACAGAAGAAAUUGUGCAUCUGUCUCAACCAAAUCCUUAAAAUGCAAAUUGGAAUUGAGAUAUAUCAAUAGAAACAUUACUUUUAUGUAGGAGGCAAUGGAAGUUUCACACAGACCUAGACAAACAUAACAUAUCCUAGUAAACAACUUGUGUUUCUUUUCAUAUGUCCCAGCUCUUCGCCUUGCGUCAGUUUGCAGGAAUUUGGUUGAUUUACUCCCCUGUGGAAGAGUGAUAAACACUGUGGCCCCUGAAAUGAAAGACUUAAAGGCAAAGCACUAAUCUGCUGAAAGGGAGUAAAUUAUUACCAAGGGCAAUACUAUAGUGGGCCCAGCUGUCUCCAAUUCAGUGGCCAAUUUACAACAUUAUGCAAAUGAGGUCAGCAAGUAAGGUCUUUCUCUAUGUGUUAUAACUCAAGCAGUGCUGGAGUGAAGCACAAGUUGUGAAUCAUGCGAUCGAUCACCUCAGUUUCUGCCUAUCACCACCGAUGCAGGCUUUAGGUUGCCCCUUAAUAAAUCCUUUUUUUAGAUGCAGAUGUUUUUUCGCCACAGUUUGACAAAUUCAGUGCACUUCAGUCAAUACAGCAUUUACAGGUGUAACUUCAGCCUCCCCAAAAACCUUCAGUAGAUCCAGACUAAAGUGUUCUAGACUGGCUCUGGUCUUUAGAAACCUUCUGUAUCACGUUUGUAAAAAUACAUCUGUCAAAUACAUCUAUCUUCUUUUUAGUUUUUAUUUCCAUGCAGUUAUUUUAAUUGUGUCUUAAAUUCACAUUUUCUGUUGCUUUAUGUCUGUGUACCCAUCUUAGAAAUAAGAGAGUGGUUGAAUGGAUUUGUUGAUUCUGAAGUCAGAGAAACAGGCUGUUUUAUAUUAAAUGAACACGCAUAAAUAAACAGGUCUGCAGUGAUGAGUUGGUGUUUGUAUUAGAAAUGAAACAGGUGCCAUUUACUAAAAUAUGCACUCUGACUAAUUUGAUGGAAUUUUUUUAGUAAGUGGUGAAAUGUGGUUUUUUUGUUGUUGUUGUUGUUGUUUGUUUUUCUUCCUGAAAACCACAUGUAAAUAUUUGUUUUGACAUGACAGUAAUGAGCUAAUUUGUCGCAAAUGGCUUUUGAAGAUAGUUAGACCAAACCUUAAUCUUUUUUAAUUUGUUAUUUUAACAGCCGGGCACAUACCAUCAUGCACUAUUUUACUAUGAUAAAAUCAAUUGUAGCUCUGGUAAAUCUUGGGGUCAGUUAUUAGUCAUAUUUCUUUGUUGUUGUUGGUUGAAAAGAAGCUUUAAACUUGUUGCCUCCUUGCUUUCCUAUAUCAUAUUCAUCGAUUUGGUUAAUAUCCACAACACCAUGGGCUUCUAAUUUCAUCCUGGCGGCAAGACAGUGACAGAACUAAUGCAGUCACAGUGGCAUUUUUACUGGGCACAAGUCCAUUCUUGAGACUUUUUUCUAUGUUUGGUAAAUACCUGGCUCCAAAUGAACCCACUUUAUUAGACUGAAGGUGGGAGUGAUGCAGUUGAGGUUACGUGUUUCUGCAGAUUAAGCAGUGCGUACUGGUAGUAAUAUAAAAUUGUAAACUAUUUUGUGAACUAUUUUCAUGUUGGUGAAGGCCCAUACAGACCUGUACAAAAUCACAAAAAAAACUUUGUCUGCUGAGUUUAGCCUCUUUCACUUUUAAUUACCUUUUUUAAUCACACAAAUUUAAUCUAACACAGAUUUAAAUGCACAUAAAAUACAUCUUUUAAUGUGAUUAAAGCGGUUUGUAAUGGGUUAGAUUGAUAGGUGAUUUAUACCGAUACUGUCUCACAACUACUUGUGGAUUGUAGGAUCAUUCUGUAAACCUUCAGACAUCAUGCGGCAGCAGGAAUCACAUGUGUAUGCUCCAGGCAACAGACAACAAUACUAAUAAUAAUAACUAAUUUCAUCACACUUAAAGCUAGUGUCAUUGUCGACUAAGUGCACUGAUAUCAUUAUCUUAUAAAAUAGUUUUAAUGAAAUGUGAAAUCAGCCAAAAAAGGGGACAUCAGAACAUCCUCGGAUGCAUACUUGUUUACUUGUGCCUUGUGACUCUGCACCUCCAGUUUGCUCCUUUGUCCUCCUCCUGCCUGUCUGCUGCUUUUAAAGAGAGAUGAGACGAGCCGAUGUGAUUGGUGAUUACUGAGGCUUAUCCAAACUCCACUUGCUGAUACUGCAUUGUGUAUUCAUCCCGCUACAGCCUUUUCACCACACUGCACUGCCCCUGGAGCACAUCUGGUCACAAAACAUUGCAGUCAGUCAGGCACACUAGCGAGUUUACACUAGCGAUUGCACUUGUCCUCAGUUUUAGGAAAUUAGAGGCCCGUGUCAAUUAUAGAUAUCGACUCUGAAUCCCUGAUUGUAAAGGGAUGGAUAUGAAAGUAAUGGCCGCUUUGAGUCACAAUAUAUCUAAAAUAUUUCCUUUUUUAACUGUAUUGGUUUACAUUUUGUUUUAAUUCAUGCUCCUCAUUUGUUUACCACAGCAGUGAUGAUAGCAUGACAUGGCCCAGUCCAGUCCUGUCUCUCCUCCUCUGACCCUUCAUAUGUCUUUGCCAUACAGUUUGCCUUUAGCGCACUUCUUUGUUCCUCUGCAGUAUUGACACUAGACUCAAUCAGCCCAAUCUUUGCAUUGUCACAGUGAUACAACAACAUGUGACACAGUCGCAUGUAGUGAUGUUUUUUCUUUUCUACUUUUUCAUUAUAUCUGUUUCUUUUGUUUUGCAUCUCAGGAAUAUUUUUCAUUCAGAGAUUUUUUUUAGUUUGUUUGGUUUCUGUCUUAAAAGGGGGACUUGUGAGCACUUCUCACUCUGCUAGUCCCUGUAUGCUGACACCAUGUAUUUGUUGAGUUUAAGAUUAUCACAAUGUCAAUAAAAUUAUUCAGUGAUUCUUCAGUAAUUCUGUCAUCUUGCCGUCUUUGGGAUAUUAGACUUAAGACGUAGUUCUUUGAUAUGAUCACUGACUUGAAAUACUGAGAUUUAGAAAUAUGCUGCAAAUAAUCAUGAGUUUCAUUAAGGAUAGUGGUUGUGUUUAUACACAAUGUUAUCUAAUUUUAGCUUAUGAUAUGUAAGCGGUUCAAUGCUUUUGUCCUCUGGUUCUUUUUUUUUGUGUCAACACGCAUCUUUAUGUAUAUCAGUCGUCAGAUGAAAGGAGUUGUAAUGCACUAUCACUCACUAAAUACAAAAUAUCCACAGUAAAGCUCAGUAAAGAUCAGGAUUAGAGCUAGACGUGUUAGUUCAGCUUCUGAUGUACCUUGGUGAAAUAAAAGGUUUCAUAUCAAGAUGUACUAAGAGGGUUUGAUUUGACAUAUAGCACCAUAAUGGAGGUGUUUUUUUCCCAUUAUCUGUGGGAUUCAUUAUAUUUAAUUUAGAGGUUCUCAUGUAAGAAAUGGAAAUUGU
Molecule: messenger RNA, 7580 nt
Organism: Xiphias gladius (swordfish)
Lineage: Eukaryota; Metazoa; Chordata; Actinopteri; Istiophoriformes; Xiphiidae
Gene: cadm2a
Product: cell adhesion molecule 2a
Exons: 11
Coding region: 369-1685 (438 amino acids)
Source: RefSeq, a predicted model, not a curated record